AUGCACCAGCUAAUCAUCACACCAGGCGACACUAAAUAUUGGAUACCACAAUGUGAUGAUGCACUUAGGCCCUUCAAGGGACAAAUUUUCCAAAGGCUUGAUGAGGCAGUCGUUUUCUACACUACGUAUGCUUCUAGGGUUGGGUUUGAUCUUGGACAUAGCAAGCUGGUUAAAGCGGUUAAUAAGACGGUGGUUUGGAAAUAUUUAGUAUGUUCGAGGGAGGGCAACAAGCACCACGCAGACACAGUCCGAGCAAUACACCCACGAAGGCGUAGGGUAUCUAACCGAGUGGGUAUAAUUCCCGGAUCAUGCUUCGAGUCAAUGGAUCAAACAACUACAUUGUUUGGUUUUUUUGAAGAAAAUCACAACCAUCCGAUGAAGCCUGAUGAGUGUAGAGCACGACUAAAGAUCAAUCGGACAAUGACAGCCGCACAUCAAACAUUUUUCCUCAACUGUAUAAAGGCCAACAUAGGCCCUAUCAAGUCGUACAAAUUGUACAAAGAGAUGGUGGGAGGAUACUCUAAUAUAGGCACCACCAAAGUGGAGUUCAGGAACUUCAAGCGAGAGCUCAUGGGGUACAUUUUAGGUGCUGAUACUCAGUUGGUUAUUGAUAAGUUUUACAAGCAUCAAGAGAACAACCCUGUCUUUUAUUUUCGUUAUGAGCUCGACGAACAUGAAUGCCUACAUAGGCUUUUUUGGGUUGAUACAAUAUCAAGACACCUGAACAUUGAGGUUAUACCUCCUGCUCACAUCAGAUCAAGGUGGACGAAAUUUACAUUUAGCAAACCUAUGUUCCAUGUUGACAACAUUUCAGAAGAAUAUGCCAAGAUAAAUGAUAAAAAAAUCUUGAUGAAUAAGAUAUGGUCAGACGUACAUAUCUGCGUGGGAUAUGUUGAGACUCGAAUGGGCCAACUGGACGAGUUUUCUAAACUCAUUGGGGAGCAUAAGCGAAUGCUCAUGGUCGAACGAGGGGGUGGUGUUUCAGCCAUGGUUGAAAGGGAGAGAGAUUUGAAUCUGUUGUUGGGAUGUUUGCCCCACAAGAUAUACGCAUCCAACCUCCGACACAAUCGAAAAACCAAGGGAGCGGAAAAAGGAUGA
Striga hermonthica is the source of this 1098-nucleotide messenger RNA. Lineage: Eukaryota; Viridiplantae; Streptophyta; Magnoliopsida; Lamiales; Orobanchaceae. The record is from the annotation of a GenBank genome assembly.